Molecule: messenger RNA, 4942 nt
Organism: Mirounga angustirostris (Northern elephant seal)
Lineage: Eukaryota; Metazoa; Chordata; Mammalia; Carnivora; Phocidae
Gene: DPF3
Product: double PHD fingers 3
Exons: 12
Coding region: 80-1258 (392 amino acids)
Cellular component (GO): nucleus
Source: RefSeq, a predicted model, not a curated record
GCUCUGAUUGGCUCGCCGCUUCCCCUGAGCGAACCUUUAGAACUCUGAGACAGACAAUAUUCUGUUACAUUGUAGCAAAAUGGCGACUGUCAUUCACAACCCCCUGAAAGCGCUUGGGGACCAGUUCUACAAGGAAGCCAUUGAGCACUGCCGCAGCUAUAACUCGCGACUCUGUGCAGAGCGCAGCGUGCGCCUCCCCUUCCUGGACUCGCAGACCGGGGUGGCCCAGAACAACUGCUAUAUCUGGAUGGAGAAGAGGCACCGCGGCCCAGGCCUCGCCCCGGGCCAGCUAUAUACAUACCCAGCCCGCUGCUGGCGUAAGAAGAGACGAUUGCACCCACCUGAGGAUCCUAAGCUUCGGCUGCUGGAAAUAAAACCUGAAGUGGAGCUGCCCCUGAAGAAGGAUGGCUUCACCUCAGAAAGCACCACCCUGGAAGCCUUGCUCCGGGGUGAGGGUGUGGAGAAGAAGGUGGAUGCCAGAGAGGAGGAGAGCAUGCAGGAAAUACAGAGGGUUUUGGAAAAUGAUGAAAAUGUAGAAGAAGGAAAUGAAGAAGAAGAUUUAGAAGAAGAUAUCCCCAAGCGCAAGAAUAGGACCAGAGGACGGGCCCGUGGCUCGGCAGGUGGCAGGAGGAGGCACGACGCUGCCUCUCAGGAAGACCAUGACAAACCUUACGUCUGUGACAAGAGUUACAAACAAAAGCAUAACUCAAAAUCCUCCGACAAAGUCUGCGGCAAGCGCUACAAGAACCGGCCAGGACUUAGCUACCACUACGCUCACACUCACCUGGCCAGCGAGGAGGGAGAUGAGGCUCAAGACCAGGAGACCCGGUCCCCGCCUAACCACAGAAAUGAGAACCACAGACCCCAGAAAGGACCGGAUGGGACAGUCAUUCCCAACAACUACUGUGACUUCUGCUUGGGGGGCUCUAAUAUGAACAAGAAGAGUGGGCGGCCUGAAGAGCUGGUAUCCUGUGCAGACUGUGGACGAUCUGGUCACCCAAGCUGCCUGCAGUUCACCCUGAACAUGACCGAGGCCGUCAAGACCUACAAGUGGCAGUGCAUAGAGUGCAAAUCCUGCAUCCUCUGUGGAACCUCGGAGAAUGACGACCAGCUACUCUUCUGUGAUGACUGUGACCGUGGCUAUCACAUGUACUGUUUAAAUCCCCCAGUGGCUGAGCCCCCAGAAGGAAGCUGGAGCUGCCACCUGUGCUGGGAAUUGCUCAAAGAAAAAGCCUCUGCCUUUGGCUGCCAAGCCUAGGGCCCCGGGUCACGGAACGUGACCUGCUGCUGGAGAGGCUGAGGCGGAGCCCACUUCAAACCAGAUCACGCCCCCACUCCCAAAUAUCCAGACAGACCCACCGUAAGGAAAACCCGUGGUCACAGAGGGCUUGGACGUGUGGAACCGAGAGGGUGAGGUGUCUGCUCACCUCCUACGCACAGGUUCCAGGAUUUCAGCCAGCCCCUCCUCAUUUCCACCAGAAGGAUCUUGCACUUUUGAAGAACACCCUGAGCCCCGGCCCUGUGGAACCCCCUCACAUUUACCCUGGCCCUGCAGCCCUCUCACUGGUUCCCAUUUUAAGGGAAGCUCUUUUGUGACCACCUAUCAGUCACUCACAUUGUAGUUUGGUGUUUUCUAUCUAUUGUGUUCCAAGAAAUCUUCACACAGCCUCUCGCCUCCUGCUUUGGCUCUUUAUCCUGAACUCAGCAGAGGAACAAAAGGCUGUGGAGAAGUUGUUAUUUAUGACAAGCCUCCCUGGAAACUUCUAGACUCGGAAUCGGGAGGCCGUCUUGAUGAUGAAAAUCCCUUUGUUCCUUGGUCUCUGUGAAGAAGAAAAGUGGUUUUCGGCACCCCCCCCUCCCCGCCCCAGAUACCUAGUGCUGUCUGCAGCCAGGGUGGUCUCUUGAUGGGGCUGGAGAAAGAAGGAGAAGUGCUGAGGGGUGGGCGGAAGUGUUGGGAAGAAAAUUCGGAGGCCACAGCCAAUCAGUAUUUGUUAUCCAUCGGGAGUGGCUUUGCAAGGGAUCAGGCGUUGCGGUUCCUUGUUGACCUUCAGAGCUGGGGUGUCCUUGAGGUGAGACGAGCCACAGCCUAUGGCCGGGGAACAACGCUAAGGCUCUGCCUUCCCACCAGCCUGGGUCUGGAGCUUUCCCUGGUGGGACUCAAGAACCAGGAAAGCAGGUGAAGGCUGCCCAGUCCAGAAUACAAGUACAAAGGACUGCAGCUUUGCUAAGCCCAUCAGUAUUGACGUGGUACCACAGGUUCCUUUCCCCACGUAAUUUCUUCCUUCUACACACCGUGUGUUUAACACUGUCUGCCGACACCCGACUCUGGAGGUUUUAGGGUGGGGGAAGAGAUGACUGUCACCUAAACAAAUAAGCGGGGUGAGCGGAUUAUUUAUGAUCAUAGUGGCAACGAUGCAGAAUCCUCAGCUUGAGGGCUUCCCUUGCCCCCUGAGCUCCCCAAUACAUGCUGGACUCUUGUUUUAAAAAAAAAAAGAUGUUUUGAGAAGAAAAGGUGGGAGGCUGAGCGUUCGAGAAGUCUCUGUUGGAAGUCAGCCCUGAGGGCCGGAGCGGCUCGGGCUGUCUUUGCGUCUCGGUGGCGGUGGCCACGGCAGCAGCUCACAAUAACUGACACAUUUCUGGAAAAAUCAUUUGCCCAAAGGGCAGGACUCGGUGAGCGGGACCCCCGCGCAUGCUCGGCUGCCCUGAAAUCAGCUCCAUCUCUGUGGUCCGGCUGCUCACAACAAAGGCCGAGGUUAUUUUUAGUCCUUCAGCUCCUGAAGAAGCCCCUGGAGACUCGGGCUGGUUGGGCCACUUCUGCCGGGCUGCAGUGUUCCACGACUUGGCAAGAGCCUCCCUCCCGGGCUCACUGCUCUUGGCCAGGGGACCCAGGGCAGCCUGGCCUGGAGCCGAGCGGUGCCGGUGCCCCCCCGGGCCUCGCAGAGUGACCUGUGGCAAGAGACAGGGGUCACUCUCCUGUAGGGGCCCGUGGCCUCCCAGUGAGCUGUGUGCAUACAUAACAAUCUGGUUUAAAGGGCCCUGUCCAGAUGGCAGUUUCAUCUUCCUCAUACGAUACGUCCUUCCCCCUGCUGGUUGGGGAACCUGUUUUGGAUUCUGGAGGUCCAGGGAGGGUUUGGGGAGCUGCUGUGCUGUCUUGUCACCUGUUCCCCUGAAGUGUCACAUCAGAUGAGCAGACUUCCUCUCCCAACUGCUCUGGCUCUCUGUCCUCCCACAAAACCCAAAGUGGGGUGUUCUCAAAGGCUGAUUGUUGGUUUUGAAAAUCACUUUGACUUAAUUUCAUAGAAAAGGUUACCAAAAUGUUCCCACACGUCACAAUGGCUUAAAGGUGAAAAAACGAAGUCUGAAACCCCAAACCGUGGCCCUCCUCCAAAUCCUCUUUGGAGUGUGUGCAAAUUCAUUCCCCACCUCGGCGCAGAUGAUGGGGUGGCCCUGUUCUGCCCGCAUCACACCUGCUGCCCGCGGAAGCUGCGAGGAGGGAUUGAGUCUUGCAAGGGAGGGUGCUGUAGCCCCACGGUGGAAGUGGGGAGGGGUGCUCAAGGCUCUAAAAUGGAUGUUCAGAGGGUCCAGAGUUCCCUUCCCAGUUUCAUUGCCUGUAGGAUGGGUCCAACCUCUUCCUCUUUGGAGAUCUCAGUUUCCCCAUCGGGAAAGUGGGAUAGCAAAGCCAGCUUAUGGGACGGCACUUUCAGGGUACUGCAAGCAGACAAAAUCUCUAGAGUCACAUUUAUCACUUUCUGUACUGAAACAAAGAAAGUGAUGAUAAACUUCAAAUUGGUCUUUCUCUGAGCCCCAGAGAACGAGCUAGAAUCAUGGGGUGCAUAUGGAUGAUCCGGGUUUUGAUUUUGCCUUUGCUAUUCAGUAGCUGUGUGACCUUGGGCAAGUCACUCAAUGUCUCUGAACCUCAGUUUGCCCACCUAUGAAACAGAGAUAAUCAUACUUGCCCUGCCUGUUCCACAGUGACAUUGGGAGACUGAAAAAGCAUAAUGUUAUAUAGAUAACCACUGGAAAGCAGGGCUUUCCAGGGAGGGAUCCCCAGUGCUUUCUAUGCCCCCUUCUUGUGUGAAUUAGCCAAGUUUAGAUGGCCUUCUCAGAAUCUCCCUUUUGAUCAAAAUGGGUUUAUGUUUUAGGGGCUGGGCUGCCUGUGAUCAGAGCCAGUGGGCCAAAGCUGUGACAAGGACCCAUGCAUGGGUUUCCUGUUGGUGGGAGGUGAGGGAUUUUCCCUGGGGUUGGGGAUUUCAGAAUGAAGAUACUUGGGAUACUCCCUUCUACAAGAUCAUCACCGCCUAGACUGGGAGCCAACUUCUGGAGAGGGCUAUAAUUCAGUUCCGUGUAACAUUCACUUAGAAACUUUGGUGUAAAACCCAGCUCUGCUACUUUCUAGCUGGUUGACCUUGGGCAAAUGACUUAACCCCUCGGGGGCUCAUUUUCCACAUCUGUGAGGCAGGGAGAUGUGGCCUCUCCCGUUGGUGCAGGGCUGAGCACGAGUGCUGGUGAAGGUCCUGGCACGGGGCCUGGCCUGACGGAGGCCCCACAGUGGCGGAUCUCUUGUCACUGGGUAUAGAGGCCACCGAGUGGAGAUAAUGAGGCCCUCGCCUGCCGGCUCGAAUCCCUAGAGCAGCCAGAGUGACUUUGUUCCACUGCACCCCGAUCUUGUGGCUCCAGCCUGGCCAGAAGAGGGGGCGAGGCCGUGGGAUCCACGCCGGGAGUGGAAAGCCUCUGUUUUUGAAAGACGGCUUUUUGCGCCUGCUUGGAGACUGGCAUUCUGAUUUCCUUCUCAACCCCCCACUGACGCAUAGCACCCAGAGCAGGACCCGUGGGUCCCGCGGCGUCCCUGCUCCUGUCAUGGCCCCAGGCCGGGUGGGAAGUCCAGGCAGGCCGCGAGGAGCAGCUGCUCCCCGGGGCCCCGCUCAGACAGGAGACCGGAACG